Folsomia candida is the source of this 1068-nucleotide messenger RNA. Its product is annotated as transcriptional repressor CTCF. The transcript is spliced from 4 exons. NCBI's taxonomy places the organism in Eukaryota, Metazoa, Arthropoda, Collembola, Entomobryomorpha, Isotomidae. Bases 1 to 1068 code for a protein of 355 amino acids. Gene Ontology annotation, biological process: regulation of DNA-templated transcription. Gene Ontology annotation, molecular function: RNA polymerase II cis-regulatory region sequence-specific DNA binding; DNA-binding transcription factor activity, RNA polymerase II-specific. The record is from RefSeq and is a predicted model, not a curated record.
AUGAAUGUGAAAAGUCCCCGCAAAGUUGCUUGGAAUCCGUCCUGCUCCUCCCGCUUCUUCACGACGCACCCCAACCUGCAAGAUCACAUCCGUCGCCUUCACAAAUUCAAAAUCCGCGCCGAGCGCCCCAUCAAGUGCGACAUUUGCCAGGCGCGCUUCCUCAUCAACAACGACCUCACGAAACACCUCAAGAACCACCGGCCCCGCGCGGACUUCACCCUCACGUGCCCCCACUGCCCCAUGCUCUUCGCCUGCCCCCACAUCCUGCGCAGACACCUCACCGCGGAACAUGGCGUCCCCCGGGUCACCACGGCCGAGCGGUGUCGCAGGUACAACGAGCGAAGGAAAACCCAAGCGCCACCUGGAGCGCAACCCUUCACGUGUGACAUCUGCCACGUGAGCUACCCGCUCAAAACUGGUCUCACCCACCAUUUGAAGAAGCACCGACCAUGUAGGGACUACACGCUCACGUGUUCCCAUUGUCCCGCCCUGUUCGCCACGCCGAAAGGGUUGAGGUGCCAUUUGACCAAGGAACACGCGGUGCCCAAGGAGAGCAACUCAACGAGGCAGAAAACAUACCACGCGCUGAGAAAACAAGCGCGGGGGGAGAAGAAGGCUGUCGAUAAGGACGACAAAGUGUCUACUAGUGGCCCUCGCCGAUCGUCACCUUCCCGCAGAAAGACCCGUUCAAAACGCCUCAAAAUUGAGCAUAUUCCAGAUGAGGAAAUUGAAAUAAAGGAGGAAGACUGCGUCAUUCGAGAUGUCCUUUCCUCCGAAGGGGACGACGACGACGUCGCAGAUGAAAUGACCAAAUACGACACAAAAGUUGAGAUCAAGUCUGAAGACGAAGAAUCGCACGGUGACCUAGACCUUGACAAUGACCCAGAUUUGUCGCCACUCAGCGAGAUAAAGUCCGAGCAGGAGAGCCACAGCGACAUGGAAAGUGAACACCACGAUUUUAAAAUGCUCACUUUCCACGGCUAUUCCUCAUCGGAAGAUGGUCACAGUGGGGAUGAUGAAGAUCCACUCAAACUGGACGAUAAUGACGAGGAAAAUUAUGACAAUUAG